Exophiala spinifera is the source of this 2022-nucleotide messenger RNA. RefSeq lists its product as uncharacterized. NCBI's taxonomy places the organism in Eukaryota, Fungi, Ascomycota, Eurotiomycetes, Chaetothyriales, Herpotrichiellaceae. The coding region runs from base 1 to 2022 and encodes 673 amino acids. Gene Ontology annotation, biological process: DNA-templated transcription; regulation of DNA-templated transcription. The transcript is spliced from 2 exons. Gene Ontology annotation, molecular function: DNA binding; DNA-binding transcription factor activity, RNA polymerase II-specific; zinc ion binding. The record is from RefSeq and is a predicted model, not a curated record.
AUGACCUCUGCAAGCAGCAAGCUAAUUGGUCUCAAGCCCGAGCGUCGGCGCGCUUUCAGUUGUGAAACCUGCAGAAAACGAAAGGUCAAAUGUGACGGCGCGACGCCCAUCUGUUCACGGUGUUCGAGGCGAGGUGAUGAUUGCCAAUACGGUCUCAAUCCCACUUUAUCUUAUACCAGAGCUCUUGAGCAAAAGGUCGCUCAUCUAGAGGCUAAAAUUCGUACCUUGGAAUGUCUCUCGGCUGAUGUAGUCUCCCCUUCGGGUCAAAGCACUGCUGGCUCUGCUCAGACCGACUGCAACUCAAAGCCAAGCGACGGUACCGAGGGCACAAAGAUCGCCAAAUUCGACGCACUUCGAGUUGAUGACGGCCAGCUGACCUUCCAUGGGACGACUAGUUUCUUCCGGCUCCCUGGCAGUCUCCAUGAUGAUGCAGAUGGUAUCGGUCCAUCAAUCCCUUCCCAAAGGGACACUGGAAGGGGCAAGGACAAAUUAAUCAACAGCGCAUGGAAAGAAAGAGCUUUUGAGCAAUUCUCAAACACCCCCGAACCGAUGAAGUCACUGCUUCGUGACCACUGGACCUGGGUUUCGCCUCUUUUUAACUUCGUCUACCGACCUGCUUUCACCAGAGACAUUAAGAACAACGGCCCCUACUACUCCGCCGGCUUACUGAGUACGAUUUUCGCACACUCUGUGCGAUGGGCGAGAGCCGACCCUGAUUUAUCUGUCUUACUGGAACCUUAUGAUGGCGGUGCUCAGUUCUAUCGUCAAGCGAUUGCCGCCGUGUUUGAUAGCGUCAGACAAGGUCCAGGCAAAAUUCCCGAGGUUCAGGCCCUCCUCUUGCUCAGUGCUCAAGCUAUUGGCAAAGGACAUAAAACCCAAGCGUGGCUGUACAUGGGUAUGGCCAUGCGGCUGAUGGAAGACAUGGGUCUUAAUAUCGAUAGCUCUAGCUACGCCGCAACAGCCGGGCUUAGCGAUGAGGAUAUCGAGAUUCGAACCCGUUUAUUCUGGAGCUGCUAUUGCUGGGAGAAACUACUCUGCUUAUAUCUGGGUAGGCAGCCUGUCAUUCUCGCAACGCACGCUAGUUCUCCACAGCUCUUGCUAGAUGACUCUGCUGAAAUCGAGGUCUGGUCGCCUUCUGGAGUUGGAGUUAUUGAUGAGCAGAACUACCCACCUACGCAGAGUCAUGCGACUUCCUGUUUUAUCAAUAUGUGCUCUCUGUCUGAAGUCCUCCAUAGGAUUCUACGCCAGCUUUACGACCCUCUGAAUGAAAUUCCUGAAGACUCAAAAAAAUCUUACAUCCUCAACGAGACGGCAAACAUGCAAAUCUGGUGGGACAGGCUCCCUCCGUUUCUGAAGAUAUCUACUUCCGAUUUGCCUCAUUAUUGCCCGCCCUCUCAUGUGGCGACACUGAACGCCAUGUUUCACAUGGUGAAAAUCCAGCUCAAUCGGCCAAUUCUAUACGCCCGUGGCACUUCCGAGAUACUAAGAGAUAACCUAGAGCAUCAUGUUGCCGAGUGCACUUCUGCUGCUGACGCGAUCAUAAACGUAUUUGAUCUCUACACGCGCAGCUUUGGGCUGGGACACGUCAUGACAGCUAUGAUAUAUUGCGUCUACACAGCCGCUUCCAUCUUUCUGCUCCAAGUCCAGGCCACCAGGACAGACACGCAAGGCCCGAUCUCGAAGCUGAAAUAUUGCCUUGACGCUAUGGAAAGCGUCAAGGCAACGGCUCCCAUCAUUGGCACAGCAAUUGGGUUAAUUCAACGUGAGAUCCAGCGUUUGAAUGUUUACCUGGAUGAUCCGACGAGAUCGUCAACAGACUUACCUGAGCUUCCUCACAUAGCACCGGAGGAACCGAAUGCAUAUGAAUGGGCAGCUGUGAAUGAGGGUGCCAUUCUGCCACAACAAUGGGCUGAUGUAUCAUUGCCAGGAGAUAUGGAAACGUGGUUCGAUGAUAGCUUCUUCCUGGCUGCCGAUGUACAUUCUGCCUUGUACAGUCCUUACGAGGCGAGUGAGUUAACAUGA